CACGAACGCACCACGGGUCCUCGCGAGCUCCACCUCUGUCUCGCCCGGUCAGGUGAGAAAACUUUCCCAGGUUUAUGUCACCUGUGCUGUCACGUGUUACAUUACUAAGGGCUGACUGUGGAGGCGGUGAAGCUAGGCGGAUAACGUCCACCGUCCACAACCAUGGCUGAAUCCCAGCUUAUGUGCAUGGAGGACGGGCACAUCGGGGCCAGAAUCCCGGAGUCCAACCCGGAGUUCUACUACAGUGAAGAGCAGCGCGCGGCCGUCGAGGAGCUCCUGAAGAACGGCGAUGGCGCCUACAAAACACGGCUGAAAGAUGACAACAUUACAGACUUUUUAUCCGCGAGGGAGGUCAAACUCUUGGUUAACACUUUUAAACAUUACGACAUGUGUCAUGAGAGCAGCGGCGGCGGUCAGACGUCCGCCUGCAGGUCGGAAGGGCAGCAGGAAGCCUCCAGACCCGAAGGUGACUCAGGGGUUCAUUCCACCUACUGGCCCCAGAUGUCGGACACUGAGGUUCCGCAGCUGGAAAUAGGUUGGCCCGGCGGGGGGCUGUUCAAAGGAGUGACCCGGGUGACCGUGCACACACACCCGCCUAAAGACAACGGACCUCACAUCAAGGAGGUGGUUCGGAGGCUCAUCCAGGGGGCCAGCAAGGUGAUCGCUAUACUGAUGGACAUGCUCACGGACGUCCACAUCUUGCAGGACUUGAUGGACGCAGCUUCCCGUCGCUCUGUGCCUGUUUACAUCUUAUUAGAUAGUCAGGGUGUGCCUCACUUCCUGGACAUGUGUUCCAGACUUCAGAUUGGCGCACAGCACCUACGGAACAUCAGAGCUCGAACUCUGCAAGGAAUCGGCCUCGGUUUGUCCUUUGGGAAACUUCCUGGUUCCCUCUGUAAUAAAUACAUGCUGGUAGAUGGAGACAAAGUUGUGUUUGGCUCUUACAGUUUCACCUGGUCCACAGCUCGGAUGGACAGAAACAUGAUCACUGUGACCACCGGACAGGUGGUUGACUUCUAUGACAGAGACUUCCGUGAGCUUUAUGCCAUCUCUGAGAAACUUGACCUCUACAGGGAGUUUCACCUCAGCUCACCCACCACUAACUCCACAGCCACACUGCGUUCUAAAGCGGCGCCAAAGCGCCCCCCGUUACCAGCCACCACGUCCCGUUUCCAGGUCAGCUUAGGAGAUUCACGGAAUCCUGAAAUCCAGGUGCCUGCACACAAAUUCUACAAUCCCAAAUACGAGCUGGCGUUUGGAAACGUUCCACGUCCUACAGGAUCUCUGCAUGAGCUCGGAGCUAAGCAGGAUACAAUUCUGGCUGAGGUUUCUAAAGAGGGCAACAAUGGGAGGCCACGAGUGGCCAGCAGCGAGAAGAUGGACUGGAUGAGUCCACUUCCCUCAGAAGCUCCAAGUGAAAUCUUCAAAAGACACAAUGGGACGGCGCCAAAGAAAAAGAGUCUGGAGAGUCAUUUUCCAUGGAAGAAAAAAUCGUCUGCAGGGAAAUCCUCCUGGUCACAUUCUAGUAAAAGCAAAUCACAAACUAGUUCUCCCACAGAAACUCAUCCUGCAGAAGAGACUGAGGAUGCAACCAAAGGGAGUAAAAAAUCAUCUAAAGUGGAUAAAAGAACCAAGUCUCAAACUGCCAACUCUGCACACGAACACCAGAGUGAGAGUCCGCAGCGGGACAAAAAACGAGGAUGUAACGUGUCCUGAGCCCGGCCUGUUUCUUUACUACAGCAUGCAGUUGGACAUUAUUAAAACGGAACAUCAAACUACCACGAUACAUCCAUGAAUGAACACCCUUCCAGGUUAUGGUAAACUUGUGCAGUGUUAAUGUAAAAGGAAAGGAUGGUGAAAUGCAAUAUUUGUGACAUUUUAUUUCCUUUGAAUCUUGUUGGAGCUUCAGAUUCGUUCUCAAGGAACUCUGAUUUAUGUAGAGUUGACUUUAUAAAGUGGAUCAGAGAUGAGCUGUUUCUGUAAAACACCCAUUUAUGAGUGAUUUGGUGAAAUUAGUGAUCGAGCUGAACCUACUUUCAUAGCACUGGCUGGAUCACCAUGGCGACGCCUAGCGUGCGAAACACAUUUUCAUCUAGCUCAGCAGAAGACAGUGUUCAGUUUUUAAUGGGUUUUUCUUUUAAAUGACCUGUUUACUGAUGUUUUCGUAAAACUAACUGUAUUUGCUGUGUUUGUUCAGGAGUUCUUGGGACGAUGCAAACAUUUAGUUUUGUUUCAUUUUGUUUAGCAGUUAAGUGCUGAGUUUGUAAAUGGAGCACAAAUCCAGAAUUGUAAAAGUAAACCAUUAAACAAGGGAGCUUUCA
Molecule: messenger RNA, 2321 nt
Organism: Nothobranchius furzeri (turquoise killifish)
Lineage: Eukaryota; Metazoa; Chordata; Actinopteri; Cyprinodontiformes; Nothobranchiidae
Gene: sack1fb
Product: family with sequence similarity 83 member Fb
Biological process (GO): signal transduction
Molecular function (GO): protein kinase binding
Source: RefSeq, a predicted model, not a curated record